AUGCCUACAAGCAUUGACGCCACGUUUCCGCCACAGGCAGCUGUUCGACACCAUUCUGUGAGCGAUCAAAGUCAACUCGACAGCACAACCCAGACAUCAUUACCUGAAGGUUACUUAGGCCCGAUAAGCGCUUCUGCACCAGCAGUACCAACGAUCAGGCCAUAUGAAGGUGGUAGUGGACCGGUAGGAAUUCUUUUGCGAGUUCGCUCGUCCAAACUGCCGGCUGGAUCCCGUCUGCUCAAGUCGGACGAAAUCUUGUCUAUUCCUCCAUCACGACUUCCUCUUGUGAUGGAGCACGAUGAGCAAGCAUACAUGAACGGGAGAGGAGGAAGUUCUUCCAACUCUGACGAAGAAUCUCAUUCACUUCCUUCACAUCAGCCCUAUCCUUAUGGAGUAUCCUUACAACAACAUUUCGACGAGUCGGACGGCUCGACUAUCUACACCCCAACGUCCAGUCUCUCCUACUCAAUCCCCAGUGGUGGCUCUGCCUUGAGCUCCUGGAACUCGUACAGUCAAGGCCGACCUCGUGUUGGCAGCGGCAGCGGCUCAACCACCAUGGAAAGACCUGCAAUCAUGCCUGAACAACCACAUCCAAAUGAUUUCCGCUCCUCUCGACCCACACCCCUACGAGCCAUAUCCAGCACAUACAAUCCACCUCGAAGACCUAGCCAAUUGAACAGUACCACCAAACGCCCGGGCUCGACAAUGAAUGCGCGAUCGAGGCAGAGAGACCCGAAUGCUCAGUACCGCGCUCAAGAGAAGGCAUAUAUAAACACCGUCAAGCGUCUGCCUGCUGACUGGCCUGAUGGCGGUGGUGAGCUGAGAAUGCCUGCAGAAUGGGAUACUGCGACCGAAGAUGGCACCGACGACGAAUCUCCGCGUACCGAGUUUCCUGUCGACGAUCCCUACGAUGAGACCAAAAUGUUUAAUGAGAACGACGAGAGCCCGACUGAGGAAGACCUACGCGACCCUGCUUGUCGAGAGCGUCUAGAGUGGCAUUCGAUGCUCGCUUCUGUGCUUCAGGGUGAUGUCGUAAGACAAGAGAAGCAAAGGCUCAUCGGCACUACUGAGCAGAAAAGUCUUGCAGAGAUCCGUGAAGAGAUCUGGGUUGGUGCUCGAGCGAAAUACUAUGGCCGUCCACUACAUAUGCAGAAGAAAAUGAUCGAGGAAGCACGUUCCCGUUUGGGUCCCGUGGUCGAAAGCAUUAUCGAUUUCGAGAUCAAAGGUGAAACUGUUGUCGGCAAGUCACCUUUUGAGCAAGUCGAGGAGAUCGUCUCCAAAAUCGAAACCUGUUGCUGGCUCUACCCAAGCUGGCCUCAAUUCGAGCAGAAACAAUCACGAGCUGCCUCAGAUGCUUUCAAGGCUAGCUGUAGCGCUGUCAUCUCCUGGCACAAUGUCACCCAAACCAUCAACACCGAACUCGGCAUUUUGCAAUCAUGGGUCGGCAACCAGGAGCUCGACUUCACUAAACAACGUUCCAAGGCCGGAUGCAGUGAGCUCACCGACAAUUCUUCCUUCAUCGAUAGAAUUCUCAAAGAAGAUGGUCUCAAGUCUCUACAAGGCGAGCAAAGCAUGUUCAAUGGUAUCGGCAAAGUCAUUAUGAAAGCUAAAAGCACUCUCAUCGAGAAUGCUGCCGCGUUCCACGAUCGCCAUCUGCCACCAUAUAUCGAGGAACUUCUUACUCUCAUCAAUUUUCCAUCCAGGCUGAUUCAAGAAAUUAUCAGAGUAAGACUUUCUUACGCCAGGAAUAUGAGAGAGCCGGCCCAGCAGUCACCCCUUAUUAUUGACCAGAUGAUCUCUCAAUUCCAGAUCUUGAUGAAACUUGCUUGCAUCAUCAAGCAGGAGUAUGUUACUAUAUCCCACCCAGAACCAGGAUGGGAUCUACCGCCUUGCAUCGAUGAAAACUUCGAUGCUACCAUCGUCGAGGCCCUCAGAUUCUAUUUCAAAAUGCUCAACUGGAAGCUAACCUCAAACCGAAACACUUUCCGAGAAGCCGAGAUCUUAGAGCAAGAAUGGGGCUUGUCCAACGAAAUAGGCAGGCAGCUGGAGGGCGGCGAUGUCGAGGUUGCUGAACAGUUCAGUUCCCUGACUGCUAAAUCUCUGGCACGAUUGACCAGUUCCUUUGAACGAGAGCUACGACCAAAGCCUGAUGAGUCGUCACUAGAAAUGGAAAAGCGCUACAAGACUAUCCUUGACUCCGUCCGAGUCCGCCAACGAAAAAUGUUCAGAUUCUCGAGACUGCUCAGACAGAGGUUCGAGAACUCGACCGAGUACAACCUUGGCAUGAAUUCUGAACAGCUAAUGGACUUCUCUCAAAACCUUGCCAUUACUGGUCAUUUCUUGGUCUCCUCUGAGGCAGCCACACCGAGAGAGAUGUAUUAUGUUGCCUCGCCCUCUCUUUGGAACCGUCCAGCUGAGGUCAAGUCUAUCCUCGGAACAUCUUUUCACGCAGAAGAUGAGCCAGAAGACCCCUCGGAUCCUUACAUUCUGAUCAUUCAUCCAGAAGACGCUAUUAUCUGGGAAGGUCCAACCAUGGAAAUCGAGCUUCGUGAUCUACCCACACACGUUCCAGCAGGACGACUGCGACUUGUGGCGGAUGGCAGCACGGGCCGACUGCAAGCCGCCAGAAUGCAGUUCGCUGCAGCUAUCGGCCAAGAUCUGGAUAUCGUCAUCGAGCAACGUGCCAACCUGACGCGCGUUAAUACCGAGCUAGGGAAGAUUAAAAAGACAACCUUUAAGCUCUCCAACACUAUCAUGGAGAGUGUCCAAGUCGUUCGUUCUCAAAGCGGUAGGAAGGCCAGUCCAGAGCUCAUCCAAUCGUGCUUCGCUUUCGCUACCGAAUUCGGGAAAAGAUCGUUAGCCUAUAUGGACCACAAUCGACGGCUUAUGAACAAUGCCAAAUUGACGAGGUUGAGUCUCGACUGGGUAAGCUUUAUUUGUGACGACUGCGAUGCUGCAGACAGGAGAACAUUCAAAUGGGCUGUCGCUGCGCUUGAAUUUGCUAUGGCCAUGACGAGAGGAAGAAAUGUCUUAGAUGUCACAGAAGAAGAAUACACUCAACUGCGGAACAAAGUAGGUGGUUGCAUGUCUGUUCUCAUCUCGCAUUUCGAUAUCAUGGGUGCUCGAUCCACCCUCGCAGCACAACAAGAACGAUCCCGCAUCGAAGCCAUAGGUGGCGGAGCAGGUAGAAGAAUAGAUGUCAGCAAGAUGAGAAACGACGAAGAGUGCCGCAUACAAGUUACAGAGCAAAGAUUAUCCGCCUUAGAAACGUGCGACAGCCGCAGAAGUGAGGACGAAAAUAGUGUUCGUGCAAAUCUUGGUCGCGUCUUGGAGGGAAGCAACGAAGCUGAUCGGUCCCUGACCUUCUUAUCUUCAUCGGCAACAAACAUCACGAUGCGCUGGCAGCAAGGUCAAUAUGUUGGAGGUGGCACUUUUGGCUCCGUGUACGAAGCCAUCAACCUCGACACCGGCACAUUGAUGGCUGUGAAGGAGAUCCGACUACAAGACCCCCAGCUAAUACCUACCAUCGUCAAACAGAUUGGAGACGAGAUGGGUGUCCUGGCAGUGCUCGACCACCCAAAUAUUGUUCAGUAUUAUGGUAUUGAGGUACACAGGGACAAGGUAUACAUCUUCAUGGAGUAUUGCCAGGGCGGGUCCAUGGCAAGUCUGCUCGAACAUGGUCGCAUCGAAGACGAGAUGGUCACCAUGGUCUAUGCUCUACAAAUGCUGGAAGGUCUUGCCUAUCUGCACAACGCAAAUAUUGUGCAUCGUGACAUCAAGCCAGAAAAUAUCCUGCUUGAUCAUAAUGGUCUUAUCAAAUAUGUUGAUUUCGGAGCAGCCAAGAUUAUCGCCAGGCAAGGCCAAACCAUUGUGCAGCCGGAACCAAGAGGUAAUCAAAAGGAAGGUGCUGCUCGUGCACAACAAGGCACAAUAACUGGCACUCCCAUGUACAUGUCGCCAGAAGUCAUUCGAGGAGAAUCUGCUCAACGCUUUACUGGCGCUGCAGAUAUUUGGUCACUUGGAUGUGUAUUACUCGAGAUGGCAACAGGACGUCGACCAUGGUCGACGCUCGAUAACGAGUGGGCCAUUAUGUACAAUAUCGCAAACGGAAAUCCACCACAAAUGCCAACUGCUGACCAGCUCAGCGCUAUGGGUAUAGAUUUCUUGAGGAAGUGUUUCGAACGCGACCCACAACGCAGAAGCACAGCGGCAGAAUUGCUGCAACAUCCGUGGAUCACAGAGAUCAAACGUAUGGCUGGUGUUGAGGAACCUGAAACACCUUCUUCGAGCUCUAGCGGCGGAAUGUCGCUACCGCCGUCACGUCAGAAUUCGGCUCCUCUACUCAGAUAG
Molecule: messenger RNA, 4350 nt
Organism: Lithohypha guttulata
Lineage: Eukaryota; Fungi; Ascomycota; Eurotiomycetes; Chaetothyriales; Trichomeriaceae
Gene: SSK2
Product: Suppressor of Sensor Kinase (SLN1)
Exons: 1
Coding region: 1-4350 (1449 amino acids)
Biological process (GO): p38MAPK cascade; protein phosphorylation
Cellular component (GO): cytoplasm
Molecular function (GO): ATP binding; MAP kinase kinase kinase activity
Source: RefSeq, a predicted model, not a curated record